UUCAGUUGUCUGCUGACAGCUUUACAACAGCUAUCAUGCAACUUACACAUCUGGAAGCUGCAGUCACACUUGGGAUUGUUAUUUCUCAGAUAUCGGGCAUCAGCAUUUCAUCUCCACCUUCUGACUGUUUGGCUACUGAGGACACAUGCAUGUCAAAUCUAUGCACGCGGAGUAAAGAAGCAUUUUAUGGAGGCGUCUGUGAGGAUGAAGGGUGCCAAAUAAAAGGCUCACAGGUCUGUAACUUGACCAUCCACAAUGUACUGGACCAAUUUCCCUCUCUGCGUGGGUGUGUGUGUGCCUGGGAGGAGGAGCUCUGUGGCUCUAUACAAGUGCUGGCCACACAAUGCCACCAAAAGCCAGGGGCUCAGCAGAGGAGGAGCACGAUAAUGGACUGGCAGUCAAGCAGUUUGUUAGACUAUGUACACGAUAGUGCUGCAUCCUGCUGGGACCAAGUGAUUGUUUGUAUUGAUGAUGCAGUGUGCAACAGGUACCUAGCCCCUGUUCUCAAGGCAUGCAUGGAGCAGUGUGACCACGACCACUGUCAGCACUUGACCCAGCAGUUCUAUGGCAGCAUGCCGCACAAUGUUGCAGAGAUGCUGGUCAUGUGCGAGUGUGAGGCUUCAGAUCAGAUCUGUCAAUCUACCAAAACUGCCCUGCACAGCGGCACAUGCAGAGAAGAGACCUGGUUCUGCCAGGAUACAGUUAACCAGUGUGUUGAGGACAUUUCCUGCAGAGACUUAUUGGAAACUUUCCGAGCCAAGUGCUGGAGCCCUGAAGAAGCACAAUGCAGCGACAGUGACCUCCAAAAGGAUGAAUGCAUCACCCAGAUGGAUCCAGCUCUCAUGCUUGGUGCAGAUAAUGAAUGUAAAAUUGCCUUCCUAGCCACUCUGGGCACACCACUCCACUAUCCUUGUACAUGUGAGGGAAUGCACAGAGAUGAUCUUCUGACAUGCAACAGGAUUUAUGAUGUGCUUCAUAACAGAUCACACUUCAAGACAUCUUGGAAAAGCAGCAGUGAUCCCUCGAAACCUCCUGAACUCGAUGAAUCUGAGAAAGGUUACACAUGGUCACACGAUUAUCUGCUGUAUGCUUUUGCAACAGUGCUGCUUGUCGGAGUUGUUAUAUUAAUGCCUGUGGCUGUUGUCAGUAAAAUAUGGAUGCUGAGAGGAAGAGACAAGACGAAAUAUUACCAAGAGCAGAAAAGCAAUGGUGUUGUUACUCUGAUUCUCUGAUGUUUAUUCAUCUGUUAAAUGUACAUAGCUGAAAGUAAUUAAUUUACACUUUGUUGUUGUUGUUUUAGAUGUUGCAUAGAUAUUUGUUUUUCACAGUGUUGAUAGUAAUAUACAUGUUUAACAAAAAAAAACCAUAUUUAUUUCAUACUUGUACCUUGGUCUUUGUAACAGAUUACAGUGUUGCUAUAAGAGUAACCAGUCUGAAUGCUAGUGCUUCAUUAAAGACAAUGUAUUUAGGGGUUGAUUAAAACCUUUAUUCUUACAGUUAUAAAUGUUUCACAUGUAAAAUGCUUUUUUGGCAGUUUUUUUAAGAUGGAUGAUUAUACAUGAACUCAGGUUUUCUUGCUGAAUUACAAAAGAAACAGUCCUUUAGCUAUAAAUGAUCGAUCUUCAGAAUCUUCGAGUACUGUAUAUAAAGUUCAACUACACAUCUCCACUUCCUCCUACUGUACAAAAAUGAAGUCAAAAUAUCCUGGAUACAUGCACUCCCAUCUUGGGCUGGUCAUUUGGAGCCAGAGUCUGUGCUGUAGCACUUGGGAGGGGAAGCCAUGGUAUCCCAUCAUGGAUGCAUGAUUAGAUUUGGAUACUUUGAGCCUUUUCUGUCUAAUGAGAAUCAUUCGCCUGGUGCAUUUGACAAAAAUUUUCGAGCUUCCAGGUUUACUUCCAUGCAGUAGUAUUAAUAAAUAAUAGUGUAUUAGUAGUAUUAUUAUUAUCAAAAAUUCGUAAUAGAAAUAGUCAUAAUUGACCUUGUUUGUAGUUUGAGGUGUCCUGUCAACAGUUUGGGAGUGGAGGGUGUAUCUGCAGACCUGGAGACCGCAGAUUCAGACCUGCAGAUCUGGACCCGCAGUUCUAGACCCCUUGUAUUUCGCGACAGCGCCCUCUAUUUCAUUGGAAGCCAACAUACUAUUACAACUAUUGAAUAUGGCCGACGACGAUCCGAGUGUGAGUAUUGAAUGUGAAUCACAUUAUUUGUUUAAUGCCAUCAAACUAUUUGGUUGACUUGAAUUAGAGAGCGAAUUUCAUGUUUUACAGUGAUACGUUUAAAAUGAUAUGACUGUCUUGACCACGAUAGUCUGAAAGGCACGUCAAAUAUGGGUUAAAGUAGUAGGUAAUAGUUUAGCUUGUUAGCAAUGAACUGUUUGACCUGCACAUUUUGUUUCAUGAAACCGAAGCGCGAUGACGAAUAAUUUUAGCAUGUGCUUUAAAUUAAACAUGAAUAAAUGAUUAAAGCAAUGAAGUGGAUGAUAUGAGAAAAACAUCUAUAGGCUUACGUUUUCAUACAAGCAUGAAACUGUUUACAUAUUGGCAAUUAGUAUACUUUAUGCUAAAAGUUAAUUUUGUAUUCAUGUAUAUCAUGUAAUACACCUACACACAUUUUUCCUUUAUUAUUCUUAAUAUUAUAUAUCACGUGUGCUUAUAUCACUACACUGAUAUUACUCUAUACCAUAUAUUUAGAGAUUUUGUGGAUAGAAAUUAAGCUCAUCCAGCGCAGAUGAUCAGAAAUGUAUUUUUGUCUAUUAUUAGGUUUUGGCCUUGUUUAUGUGUGUAAAACGGUUGAAAAAUCUUAACUUUGAAUAAUUAGGGACUCUCUUUAUAAGGUGCACAUAACAAUCCAGAAAGGGGAAACCACAGUGAAGUGGAGGAGUUUUGUGGAGGAUCGAAAGGCAGAUGAGGAAGGAAGGGGCACUAUUAUUAAUAUGUCGAUAUAAUAAUGUAUUUGCUAUGCUCCAGAAUCUUCAGUAUUUCAGUGUAGACUGUGAUAGGUAUUUAAUUUUUUUAAGAGUUUCUGUUUUCAAUUUUGUGAUAUGUUUGAUUUCUUUUUUUUCUCUGCAGAUCUCCCUGAUGUGUGAUGUAACCACUGCACACAAUAAAACAUUUCAAACCAUUUCAGUAUUUAACAGCCUUUGUUUCAAAUUCCCACAACAAAAGUGAGCACUGGACACCCAAGACCAGACAUUUCCUAUUAUAUGUUGUAGCAGGUUUGAUCAAUGCAGUGCAAGUUUUUGGCGUGCUAGUCAGAGCAGUCUGAUGAAUAUUAAGAAAUAAAGAACUAAAAUAGUUGGAUCAAGCCAUACAGAACAACCAGCAAACAAUAAUGAUGCAGAACAGCACCCAGGCAUAAAUCAACAAUUAAAUCUUGGUAUUUUUAUUCAGGUGUAAUAAAAUUUUAAAACUGUAAAUUGUAGUAAAGCAUUAAAAGUCCAACUUCUUUCAAACAGUGGUGUUUGAGAUGCUGAUUUAGUUGCAAUUAUACAGCCGUCCAGUAGGGGACGAAAAACAAGGGGUCUAGAACUGCGGGUCCAGAACUGCGGGUCUGAAUCUGCAGUCUCCAGGUCUGCAGAGACAUACUAUUGGUUUGGGAGACAUCUCACCUGCAAUUCCACCAGUGGCCACUAGAAAAAAUUGGAAGCAAGGCUGAGAGGCAGCACCAUAUUCAGUUCUCUUAUACAGUAUUGAUUCCCAACCAUACACCUUUCUGUCCCAUUGGCGGGCAGUACCAUUGAUUGCAAGAAUACCGAAUGACACACAGCUGGCUAUCAUGACAUCACACCCCCUUUUUAUAGUAUCAAAUAACUAAUUAAAACUAGAACAUAUCAGAGAAACACUUGAACAAACAUCAGCCUGAUGGGAACUACUGAGAAUGACAGAAACCAUCUUUUUUUGACCACUUUGAGAUUUUAGUUUGGCUCCCAUCCACUAGCAUGGAGGGCUGGGGGGGUUAUGACCUACUGUAACCAGCUAGUUUUAGCUUCACUUUUGGAGAGCUGUCAUGCCGUCCAUCUUGGUGCACAUUCGAGAUUCCUUUAUUUCAUUGGUUGAUUGUGAUGAUUCAUUGGUGCUC
Epinephelus fuscoguttatus (brown-marbled grouper) is the source of this 4074-nucleotide messenger RNA. RefSeq names its product GDNF family receptor alpha like (gene gfral). Bases 36 to 1232 code for a protein of 398 amino acids. The transcript has 9 exons. The record is from RefSeq and is a predicted model, not a curated record. Gene Ontology annotation, cellular component: signaling receptor complex; external side of plasma membrane. Gene Ontology annotation, molecular function: signaling receptor activity. Gene Ontology annotation, biological process: nervous system development. NCBI's taxonomy places the organism in Eukaryota, Metazoa, Chordata, Actinopteri, Perciformes, Serranidae.